AUGAAGACCAUCCUGAGAGGAGUCGUGUUGAAAGAAUACCUCACCUUCAAAACGUUCGUGGCCAAAGUAAUCGGCCUCACCUGUGCUCUGGGCAGUGGGAUGCCUCUGGGCAAAGAGGGGCCGUUCGUUCACAUCGCCAGUUUGUGUGCUGCGCUACUCAGCAAGUUUAUGUCUUUGUUUGGAGGGAUUUACGAGAACGAGUCCAGGAACAUCGAGAUGCUAGCCGCUGCGUGUGCCGUUGGGGUGGGCUGUUGCUUCGCUGCGCCCAUCGGAGGUGUUUUGUUCAGCAUCGAAGUAACGUCCACGUUCUUCGCCGUGAGGAACUACUGGAGAGGAUUCUUCGCUGCUACUUUCAGUGCCUUCAUUUUCAGAGUUCUGGCUGUUUGGAACAAAGAUGAAGAAACCAUCACGGCUUUGUUCAAAACCAGAUUUCGCCUGGAUUUCCCCUUCGACCUGCAGGAGCUGCCGGCUUUCGCAGUUAUUGGGAUUGCCAGUGGAUUCGGUGGAGCCUUGUUCGUCUACUUGAACCGUCUGAUUGUUCAGUUCAUCCGGAAACAAAAGACUAUCAACAAAUUCCUCAUGAAAAAGCGUCUGCUGUACCCCGCACUGGUCACUUUAAUCAUUUCCACCAUGACGUUUCCUCCCGGCUUCGGACAGUUCAUGGCCGGCAAGCUGACACAGAAGGAGUCUCUGGUCACAUUAUUGGACAAUCGCACUUGGGCCAAACAAGGAAUCGCAGAAGAGUUUGACUACCUCGGCAACUCUCAGGCCUGGCUGCACCCGCAGGUCAACGUCUUCGUCACCCUGGUCAUCUUCAUCGUCAUGAAGUUCUGGAUGUCGGCCCUGGCCACCACCAUCCCAGUGCCCUGUGGAGCCUUCAUGCCGGUGUUUGUCAUUGGUACGUAA
Molecule: messenger RNA, 906 nt
Organism: Knipowitschia caucasica
Lineage: Eukaryota; Metazoa; Chordata; Actinopteri; Gobiiformes; Gobiidae
Source: the annotation of a GenBank genome assembly